This is a messenger RNA of Schistosoma guineensis, 1133 nucleotides long. The record is from the annotation of a GenBank genome assembly. Lineage: Eukaryota; Metazoa; Platyhelminthes; Trematoda; Strigeidida; Schistosomatidae.
AAGUGAUUUUUCCACUACGUGAACGUGUAUUUCAACGUUUUUCACUUAGUUUUACAUGUUUCUCUUCAUUUUACACUAUGACGGAUUCUUCUUCAAAUGUUUUCAAUAAUUUCGAUAAUAAACCUGAGUUCCUAACACUCAUAAAAUCGAUUAUAAAGAAGGAUGAUGCAAAUCGAUUGCUAGCAGUAUUAAAUAAUCUUAGUCAAGAUACCGCUACUUUAAAUAUCACUGAUAAUAAUAAAUGUAACGAAAUAGAAAACAAACUGUUUGAUUUUGAGCAUACAGUUCUUGGAUAUGAAAACUUAUUGCAUCUUGCAGUUUUAUAUCAUGCUUCCGCUUGUAUUCAAAUCUUAAUCAAUCCACCAUAUAUGUGGAGUCCAUAUUACGUGAAUAAAAAUGGGGAAAGUGCUAUGCAACUAGCUGAACAACAAGGAUGUUUUAAAUUGCAAUAUAUAAUGGCAGCAAAUUCACCAGAAAAUUUUUUUGUUACUCCUGAAUUCUCACUCCGAUCAGUUUCGUCGCUUUUAAUUUAUCCACAAGCAUUUAUUACAGAACCAUUUUCUUAUAGUGAGCUUUUCAAUUGGAGUAAUUAUAAUGUUAUGCCUGGUAGUGCAGUUGAAUACCUGAACUAUAGAAUAAUUGGUCAAUAUAGAUCAGUUCAUAAUUUAUCAUUGCUUUUUGAAUUGAUAAUUGCAACUCCAGAAAUUUGUCCUACAAUAUUAUCAGAUAUAAAUGAAAUACGUAAAAUAUUAAAUGAUAUUAAGAAAUAUUAUGAAAAUUAUAAUAGAACAUUAGAUGAUAAAUGCCGAUAUGCUAUGGAACUGCAUUUUUUAACUAUUUUUUCUGAACAUAUGACAAUAACUCAUAAAUGGGAAGAAAUAUGGAAUAGAUUAUUUUAUACGUGGUUAUUUUAUCGUACAGUAAUUAAAAAUAAAAAGAAUAUCAAAUGGAAUGACAUAAAUACUUACAUGUACAUUCAACAACCAUUUGAAUUACAAGCUAUUUGUCGUAUUUCAUUGAGAAGAUAUGCAGUAAAACAAACAGGUGUCAACUACGCUUAUUUCGUUAAACAUUUGGACUUACCAAUACACUUGGAAAAUUACCUACUCUAUAGUGAAUACUGGUAUCUUUGA